This is a messenger RNA of Clavispora lusitaniae ATCC 42720, 924 nucleotides long. RefSeq lists its product as uncharacterized. NCBI's taxonomy places the organism in Eukaryota, Fungi, Ascomycota, Pichiomycetes, Serinales, Metschnikowiaceae. The record is from RefSeq and is a predicted model, not a curated record. Gene Ontology annotation, cellular component: cytoplasm; membrane.
AUGAUUUCUCUUCCCGAAGACGAUUCUCCCCGUUUUUCUCGUGCCCAUGAAGAACCCUAUACGCUCAAGCAAGAGUCCACUGUGGGAUUCCCGACUCGAAUAGCCAAUUGCCUUCGUUUCUACGAUAUCCCCGCCAUCAACUUUGUGAUCAUUGGCAUUUUGGGCAUUUUCCUCCUCAAGUUGACCACAAAAUACAAGGAGCUUUACAUGAAGAACUCGCUUAUCACCAUCAUCGUCACCAACUUGGUCUUGUACGGCAUUUCCGAAACGUUGGCCCAGACAAUCUUGUGCUACAACCCAAACUCGCCUCGUGUCAGUUUCCGCAUAAGAGAGCGCCGCAGAUCCUUUGCCUUGUCCAGAGAAGAAUUCCGCCGCCGUUCUGAAAGCCUCACACUGAAUCCGGAUGAUCCAAUCGAUGAUGAAAACCUCAACAGCUUUCUCGAUUAUAUCCAAGCUGCGGACAAUGAGAGCAUGACAGGAGAUGCCUCCAGCAUAAUAGAAAGCGAGACUCCGCUACGCUUGACGUAUUUCCAUUUUAACAGAUUGGCUGGCUUUAUGUGCUGGGGCUUCAUCUUGGCGUUUUUUCAGAGCUGGUGGUACAGUUUCCUCCACACUUACACAAAGCAUCCGCAGUUCAUCGAAGUGAUCCGCAAAGUCAUGUCAGACCAGUUCUGCUAUUCUCCGGUUUCGCUCUGUUGCUUUUUCAUUUACGGAACAAUGGUACUUGAAAGUGGCACAUGGGAAGAUGCAAAGGCAAAGUUGCGGCGGGUCUACUUGAAAACACUAAUUGUCAACUUUUCCGUCUGGUUUCCUGUCCAGUUUAUUAAUUUUCUUUUGGUGCCUCGAAGCUUUCAAGUUCCGUUUUCCUCCUCUGUUUCUGUGCUCUGGAAUUGUUUCUUGUCGAUGAGAAACUCUUCCUCCUAA